This is a messenger RNA of Strongyloides ratti, 573 nucleotides long. RefSeq names its product Protein RER1. NCBI's taxonomy places the organism in Eukaryota, Metazoa, Nematoda, Chromadorea, Rhabditida, Strongyloididae. Gene Ontology annotation, biological process: retrograde vesicle-mediated transport, Golgi to endoplasmic reticulum; protein retention in ER lumen. Bases 1 to 573 code for a protein of 190 amino acids. Gene Ontology annotation, cellular component: Golgi membrane. The record is from RefSeq and is a predicted model, not a curated record. The transcript has 3 exons.
AUGCAAUUUGAAGAUGAUAUUCGAGAUCAACCAAGUUUUUUUGAAAAACUAACUCAUAGCUUGGGGAUGAAGUAUCAGUAUUAUUUAGAUCGGGCUACGCCACAUCAUUUCCCAAGAUGGAUAGUUGCCUUUUUGUUAUUAUUUAUCUUUGUAUAUAGGAUUCUCACGGUUCAAGGAUUUUACAUAGUUUGUUAUGCUUUGUUUAUCCAUUAUUUAGCUAUGUUUUUGGCCUUUCUUACACCACAAAUUGAUCCCGCACUUGAUCUUGAUGACGAAGAUGAUGGACCAGCUUUACCAAAUAAAAAUAGUGAUGAAUUUCGUCCAUUUAUGCGUCGAUUACCUGAAUUUAAAUUUUGGAUAUCUUUUAUGAGAGCAACAAUGAUUGCAAUAGGAUGUACAUUUUUUGAAUUCUUUGACAUUCCCGUUUUUUGGCCAAUUCUCGUAGCAUAUUUUAUUAUGUUGACUGUAUUAACUAUGAAAAGACAAAUUAUGCAUAUGAUCAAGUAUAAAUAUAUACCAUUUAAUUUUGGAAAACCAAGACAUACUGCAGAAGGUGGUAAUAUUCUUCAAUAG